Molecule: messenger RNA, 3543 nt
Organism: Sapajus apella (tufted capuchin)
Lineage: Eukaryota; Metazoa; Chordata; Mammalia; Primates; Cebidae
Gene: SEPTIN4
Product: septin 4
Exons: 14
Coding region: 351-3374 (1007 amino acids)
Biological process (GO): cytoskeleton-dependent cytokinesis; regulation of exocytosis
Cellular component (GO): synaptic vesicle; septin complex; sperm annulus
Molecular function (GO): GTPase activity; molecular adaptor activity; GTP binding
Source: RefSeq, a predicted model, not a curated record
AUCUGGGGAGAGUAAGGAAGGGUCUGGAGCCUUCUCUAUAUACAAGGAAAUCCCAGUUUUGUUAAAAACUUGCCAAAGGCUUGGUGAUGUAACUCCAAAGACAAAUCCACAAUUUCCUUUCAGGUACUGCUUUGGGAUUCUGUGAAGAAUUGUGGCUCUACACUACGAUGUUUAAUAGGAAGGAAGCUCCUUCCUUUAUGACAUCACCAGACAGAGUGGUAGCUAAGGGGACUAUUUGAGACACUCGUAGAACAACAGCCAAUUUUGUGGGAGCCCAAGAACAGCAGCUUUAAAACAGAGUAAAUAUUCAGGCAUCAUUAGGAUUCUGAAUACAAGCCAGCCGGUAAAAUAUGGGAUCUACUCAGAAAGGCACAAUCUAUCAGACUGUCAAGACAAAUAAACCUGGGGCCAAGGUAUCAGUUUCAGCACAGAGAGGGUCUGAGGUUACUACCAACACAUUCCCUCAGCGGGGACAUGGGUACAUUCUUACCUCAAGCCAUCGAAGUGCUGCAGUCUCCCUGAACCCUUCCCACCGAAGAUCAGAAGCUGCACAUCCCAUCACUCCCCAUUCGGCAUCAGACUAUCCUCGAUCUGUCUCCCCCGAGUUAGGGCCUGGACGCUAUGCAGUAUCCACCCCUCAGGGAACCGAGACUCGACCAAGAACAGAAUCAUCCCGCCAUUCCUCUCCUCAUCGAAAGAGCCAGCAAACUCAGACAGUGGCUUCCCAUGCUUCAAGCAGACAACGGAAUAUUAGUCCACCCAGAGAGGAAGCAACACGAAGAGGUGGUGAGAGCAAGUCAGGGCGCAAGGUCAGCCAUCAUGCUUCAUCAAUCCCAGAUGUAAAAUCUUCUCGUCGAUUGAGUUUUCAAGACCAGAGGGAUAACUUGCAAUCACAAAUCUUACAAGAUGACCCACCAUCCAAGGUCCAGAACCCCCAAGGAGUCAGAGUUCCCCGUAGGAUUUUGUCUUACCCAAAAGAUGAAGCAGUACAAACUGAACCCAUCCAAAGGAUUAUGACUACUACUGAGAUCAGAUCUCCAAGGAGUCCCUCUCUCCCAGAGCACAGAAGCAGCAGUGUCUCUGCAGACUAUAAGACAGCCCAGAGAAGGGCCCCUGUAGAAGAAUCAGAAACAAGUCUUUAUGGUUCAAUUCCUUUGGAACCCAAGGCCCUGUAUAGAAAUAUGAACUUGGAUUCAUCACUCAAACUCUCUGUCCUUCAAGAUUCUGAUGGCAUACACCGAGUUUCUGCAUGGGUAGAUCCUGAGUCUCUUCACAAGUAUUCUGUCUACCCCGAAAGCAAGCCCUCCACAAAGGUCUUAGUAUCAUCACAGGUGGAGUCCAACGUGAGGGCCCCAAUCCGAGGAAACAGCGAGGUUGGCCGCAGGGUCACCAUCUCCCCAGAGGUACGGUCAGUAGAGCCAACUCACCGUGUGACAGCUCGAUCAGCAUCUGAGGACUCCCACAGAUCAUCCAUGUUUGUCACUCCAGAGCUCAUCUAUAAACAGCAAACCCAAAAACCCCUGGAAACUACCUACAUGUCCAAAGGAUCCACACCCAGGUAUCCAGAACUCUCGCAAAAGUCCUCCAUCCAUGCAGAACUGGAACUGACUCCUCGGCCCUUGCCUCCUCGGUCCUUACCUAGGUACGGGCCUGGCUCCUCAUGGUGGGCCUUGCUGAAUCCUGAAGUUGAAACACCCCAAAGCCGGCCAACAACACCUGAUUUUGAGCCUAAGUGUUCUCCUUCCCUAGAUCCCUUAUUGUCCGGUUUUAAAAUAGACUCUAGCCCUUUAUGUGAAGAUCUGAAGUUCGAGAGAGAGAAGGCAAGCCCAUCACCACCACCAUCACCAAAGAAGUCUCCAAGUUGGGCACCAUUGAGUGAAGUGCCACAGACCCCCAAGCAUGCCUGCAAACAACCCAUUCAAAGGUUUAGUGCUUUCUUCCUGGAUGUCUCUGAGGAAAUGUGCAAUCAUGUCAUCUGGUGGCUAAAAGAUGAGGAGAUCAAGCGUUUCCUGGAGGACACCACAGAUGAUGGAGAACUGAGCAAGUUCGUGAAGGAUUUCUCAGGAAGCGAGAGCUGCCACCCACCAGAGGCUAAGACCUGGGCAUCCAGGCCCCAAGUCCUGGAGCCAAGGCCCCAGGCCCCAGACCUCUAUGAUGAUGACCUGGAGUUCAGACCCCCCUCGUGGCCCCAGUCCUCUGACAGCCAGCAGUACUUCUGUGCCCCAGCCCCUCUCAGCCCAUCUGCCAGGCCCCGCAGCCCAUGGGGCAAGCUUGAUCCCUAUGAUUCUUCUGAGGAUGACAAGGAAUAUGUGGGCUUUGCAACCCUCCCCAACCAAGUCCACCGAAAGUCCGUGAAGAAAGGCUUUGACUUUACUCUCAUGGUGGCAGGAGAGUCUGGCCUGGGCAAAUCUACACUUGUCAAUAGCCUCUUCCUCACUGAUCUGUACCGGGACCGGAAACUCCUUGGUGCUGAAGAGCGGAUCAUGCAAACUGUGGAGAUCACUAAGCAUGCAGUGGACAUAGAAGAGAAGGGUGUAAGGCUGCGGCUCACCAUUGUGGACACACCAGGUUUUGGGGAUGCAGUCAACAACACAGAGUGCUGGAAGCCUGUGGCAGAAUACAUUGAUCAGCAGUUUGAGCAGUAUUUCCGAGAUGAGAGUGGCCUGAACCGAAAGAACAUCCAAGACAACAGGGUGCACUGCUGCCUGUACUUCAUCUCACCCUUCGGCCACGGGCUCCGGCCAUUGGAUGUUGAAUUCAUGAAGGCCCUGCAUCAGCGGGUCAACAUCGUGCCUAUCCUAGCUAAGGCGGACACACUGACACCUCCUGAAGUGGACUGCAAGAAACGCAAAAUCCGGGAGGAGAUUGAGCGCUUUGGAAUCAAGAUCUAUCAAUUCCCAGACUGUGACUCUGAUGAGGAUGAGGACUUCAAAUUGCAGGAUCAAGCCCUAAAGGAAAGCAUCCCAUUUGCAGUCAUUGGCAGCAACACUGUAGUAGAGGCCAGAGGGCGGCGAGUUCGGGGUCGACUCUACCCCUGGGGCAUCGUGGAAGUGGAAAACCCAGGUCACUGCGACUUUGUGAAGCUGAGGACAAUGCUGGUGCGUACCCACAUGCAGGACCUGAAGGAUGUGACGCGGGAGACACAUUAUGAGAACUACCGGGCACAGUGCAUCCAGAGCAUGACCCGCCUGGUGGUGAAGGAACGGAAUCGCAACAAACUGACUCGAGAGAGUGGUACCGACUUCCCCAUCCCUGCUGUCCCACCAGGGACAGAUCCAGAAACUGAGAAGCUUAUCCGAGAGAAAGAUGAGGAGCUGCGGCGGAUGCAGGAGAUGCUACACAAAAUACAAAAACAGAUGAAGGAGACCCAUUAACUGGCUUUCAGCCCUGGAUAUUUAAAUCUCUUCCUCUUCUUCCUGUCCAUGUCGGCCCCUCCCAGCACCAGCUCUGCUCAGGCCCCUUCAGCUACUGCCACUUCGCCUUACAUCCCUGCUGACUGCCCAGAGACUCAGAGGAAAUAAAGUUUAAUAAAUCUGUAGGUGG